This is a messenger RNA of Darwinula stevensoni, 3425 nucleotides long. Lineage: Eukaryota; Metazoa; Arthropoda; Ostracoda; Podocopida; Darwinulidae. The record is from the annotation of a GenBank genome assembly.
AGGCCAAAAUCAUUAAGGAGGCCAAGGCAGCUUGAGGCUUGAGCCCCCUGUGAUUUAACGGGCCUGAGUGUACUGGUCUGUGAUCAUACAAGCAUACUAUAAUGUGUUCACCAACAGGGAUUUGAUGAGAGGCACAAUAAUCUGCACAUUCCUGAGUCAACACUUACAACAUAGAAGUGUCCUGGAUUCCAUAAUAUAGGCUUGACCUAUGUGAUAUAGCUGUGGUGGAAAUGGUUGCUUUCUGCAGGAUGUACCAGUACUGAUGAUGGAGAGAUCAAAUUCCAACAAUUCUGCAUCACCUCUUCACCAGUUGCAGGUGACUGUGGACUCAGCAUCUUUAAAUCAGUCAGGGAGUCUCUUCAAACCAAGUCCCUAUGUCCAGGUCUUGGUGGAUGGGAAGCACUCAAAGAAGACUGAUGUUGUCCGUGGCACAUACAACCCCAAGUUCAAUGACCCAUUCACCCUAUUGGUUACUCCCCAUUCAACUGUGACCCUCAAGGUCUUUGGUUGGAAUGCAUUCAAAAAGGAUAGUCUCAUUGGUGAAGCAAAUGUGGAGAUCUUCUCCACCUUGAAAAAGAACCGGGGUAGAUGUUCCAACCUCACAUGUGAUCUGCCUUUGACCAUUGAGACCAAGGGUUCUUCUGAGCGUCAGAAGGCUGGGGAACUUCGAGUAAUUUUGGAUGGUAUGUCUGUGGACCCAUCUCUGCUACGGGCACGAUCAUCUAUCAUCGAGGUGGGCUCGGAUGCAGCAGCAUCAGUGUCAAAUGGUGCUGUUCCUCAGAGGCCAAAACAGGAAACACCAAGUCGAGCACAGCCCAACCGGAACAGCUUGCCACCCAAUGGAGUUCCGGAUGGCUCUAGUGCCCUUUCGUCUGAUCCCAAGAGCCGUUCACAGCCAAAAUUGACUGGGGAGGGGGAUUCUGAGACUCCAAGUGAGAAUGCCAAUGCUAGAGCCUCAGUUGGUAUUGGGAACAUUCAGUCCUCUGUGAAUCCUGACCCAAGUUUGGGGUCUAGCAGCCAUCCUAAUGGGGGUCCCACUGCCUCUGCAAGUGAUAAUCAGCAGCAGAGAAAUGAGGUUGCUUCCAUUCCUGCCACAGCUGCUACACGAUCCCCACAUAAUACAGAUCGUCGCCCUCCUCGACCGCCAGCACCCAGUACACCCUCAGCUAGUCGGAGCCCUGCUCCAAGUGCAGCAAGUGGUCAAAAUAAUGCAGAUAGUCCAAAGCCAGCUUCUCCAGGAGUGCCAGCUAAUCCUGAUGCAGAACCUCUACCCCAGGGUUGGGAGAUGAGGUAUGACCAGUAUGGGCGACGUUAUUAUGUGGAUCACAACACCAAGAGCACAACUUGGGAACGCCCACACCCGCUUCCAUCUGGAUGGGAGAUGAGGCGUGAUCCUCGAGGUAGGAUAUACUAUGUUGAUCACAACACAAGAACUACAACCUGGCAAAGGCCAAAUCCGGAAUCCCUGCGACAGUUCCAGCAAUGGCAGGAUCAGAGGGCACGGGUGAUGCAACAAGGAAACCAGAGAUUCCUGUAUCCCAAUCAGCAGCAGGUUGAAGAUGAUGAUGGGAAAGGGCCAUUGCCUGAGGGUUGGGAAAAGAGAAUUGAGCCAAAUGGUCGUGUGUACUUUGUGAACCACAGAAAUCGAACUACUCAAUGGGAAGACCCUCGGACACAAGGAAAGAUCAUUCAAGAAGAUCCAUUACCCCCAGGAUGGGAGAUGCGAAUCACGGAUGAUGGAGUUAGAUAUUUUGUCGAUCACAACACCAGGAGUACAACAUUCCAGGACCCCCGCCCAGGAUAUGGGAAAGGUCCGAAAGGAGCUUAUGGUGUGCCAAUUGCCUACGAGCGCUCUUUCCGUUGGAAGCUUGGCCAGUUUCGUUACCUAUGCCACAGUAAUGUGCUUCCUGGUCACAUCAAGAUAUCUGUCUCCAGACAAACAUUGUUUGAGGACUCCUUUCAUCAAAUCAUGCGACUGCAAGCAUACGAGCUGCGUCGACGUCUGUACAUCAUCUUUCGGGGUGAGGAGGGCCUUGACUAUGGUGGUGUAGCUCGAGAGUGGUUCUUCCUCCUCUCGCAUGAAGUUCUCAACCCCAUGUAUUGCCUCUUUGAAUAUGCCAACAAGAACAAUUAUAGUUUGCAGAUCAACCCUGCAUCAUCUGUGAAUCCAGAUCAUUUGCUGUAUUUCAGAUUUGUUGGUCGCUUCAUUGCUAUGGCACUUUAUCAUGGGAAAUUCAUAUACUCUGGCUUCACUAUGCCCUUCUACAAGAGGAUGCUCAAUCGAAAGCUGACCAUGAAGGACUUGGAAUCCAUUGAUCCUGAGUUUUAUAACUCACUGAAGUGGAUCAAGGAGAAUGAUAUUGAAGAAUGUGAACUGGAGAUGUUCUUCACGACAGACUUCGAGCUCCUUGGACAGAUCCUACAGCAUGAGCUCAAGCCAGAUGGUGCCAACAUCAAGGUCACUAAUGAGAAUAAAGAAGAAUAUGUGAACCUAAUGAUGUCCUGGCGGAUGAAUCGUGGGCAGGAGGAGCAGACCCGUGCUUUUCUGGAUGGGUUCAAUGAGGUCGUUCCCUUGGAAUGGCUCCAGUACUUUGAUGAGAGAGAGCUGGAGCUGAUGAUGUGUGGAAUGCAGGAAAUUGACAUCGAGGACUGGCAGCGAAACACUAUAUAUCGUCAUUACACUCGCAAUUCCAAGCAGAUUGUGUGGUUUUGGCAGUUCGUGAGGGAGAUCGAUAAUGAACGCCGAACCCGGCUGCUCCAAUUUGUCACCGGGACUUGUCGUGUCCCCGUCGGUGGAUUUGCCGAGCUCAUGGGCAGCAAUGGACCCCAGCGUUUCUGCAUCGAGAAAGUUGGGAAGGACACGAUGCUCCCUCGUUCUCACACUUGCUUCAAUCGCCUCGAUCUGCCUCCAUAUAAGAGUUAUGAACAGUUGAGCGAGAAGCUCACGUUUGCCAUGGAAGAGACGGAAGGCUUUGGCCAAGAAUAGACACUUGUGUUCAGGUCAUGCAAGUGGGUGUGCAAGGCACCUGACAGCUGUGAUGAUACUUUUUAGAGUUCUAUAUGUGAUGGUGCAAAUUCUGGCUUCUCUUCAGAUCCAGUUGCAUUGCAUUCAUCAUUCUGCACUCCUCUCCUUUGCCUUUCUCUUCCUCGGUGGCAGUACAUUUUUCCUAUUUUUAAAAUCCUCAGUUGGAGCAGAGUCUACCAAUCUACCACUGUAUACUUGCUCCUACUUCGCUUCAAAGCUGCAUUUUCAUCGUCAGCACAGUCUGCCAAUAUACUGCCCACCUUCUGGAAAUUUUCUUCCCACGUAUUGUUUCAUCACCAAAGUGGGUGGUGUUUCAUAUCUUGUUUCUGUCAUCAGGAUUUAUUUUGACCCUUCUGGGCAUGGCCAUUGUACAUGUAGUGAUGUUAUGCAGAUUAUCCAG